UUUGUUUUUAAUUUUUCUUUCACGUGUUACUUGACAGAAGUCAAGUAUUUAUUUUUAAAUAAAAACAAAUUUUAAAGCAAUGGCAAAGUCAACCAGAAGCAAAUGGAAGAGGAAAUGCCGGGCAAUAAAGCGAGAACGCUAUGCAGUAAAAGAACUGGCCCGUUUAAAGAAAAUGUUAGGCAUUAAAGAAGAAGAAAAAGUUAACGAAAAUGAGGUUAUGGAGUCUGACCAAGUUAUAUUUUUGGAUGCAGGAAAAAUUGGUAAAAAGAAGAAAGAGGAAAAGCCACCUGAAGAGGAAGAAGACGUUGAAAUGAGUUCAGAUGACGAAAAAGUAGAAGUCGCCGCCGAUAAUGGUAAAAAACGGAUCUUCAGCACGAAAACAUUAAAAGACCAAAACGGCCAGUAUCCAGUUUGGCUGCACAAGCGAAAAGUUGCGAAAUUAACUCAAACAAAAAAAGGUUUAAAGAAAAAAUCAAAGAAACGUCGACGGUAGUUAAGUCCCAUAGGUGUAUAAAAAAUGUGUUUUUAUUUAACAAUAUUUUACCAGUUCAAUUGCUACAAAGUGCAUCAAUGUUUUUAUGAAUGUGGUUAUACAAAAAAGACCUGCUGAAGGUUGAAAAAUGUACUAUAAACGUAAAAUUCCAAACCACAUUACCUAUUCCUUACAUUUCAUGUAAGAUAUGUUUCUAAGUAAAAAAAUAUAGUCUUUAAAUUAACAA
Molecule: messenger RNA, 719 nt
Organism: Vanessa tameamea
Lineage: Eukaryota; Metazoa; Arthropoda; Insecta; Lepidoptera; Nymphalidae
Product: protein LLP homolog
Exons: 1
Coding region: 80-493 (137 amino acids)
Biological process (GO): dendrite extension
Cellular component (GO): nucleolus
Molecular function (GO): RNA binding
Source: RefSeq, a predicted model, not a curated record